This is a messenger RNA of Amblyraja radiata (thorny skate), 1751 nucleotides long. RefSeq names its product NACHT, LRR and PYD domains-containing protein 3-like. The record is from RefSeq and is a predicted model, not a curated record. The coding region runs from base 182 to 1564 and encodes 460 amino acids. The transcript is spliced from 5 exons. Gene Ontology annotation, cellular component: cytoplasm. Gene Ontology annotation, molecular function: protein binding. NCBI's taxonomy places the organism in Eukaryota, Metazoa, Chordata, Chondrichthyes, Rajiformes, Rajidae.
GCUAGUGACCACCCGCCCCACUGCGUUACAUUUACUGGACAAGGCAGAGAUCAGUGUCCGGGCUGAAAUCCUGGGAUUUGAUGGUGAGGAACGGAAGGAAUAUUUCACCAGGUAUUUUGAAGAUCAGACGGUGGCAGCAGCUGUUUUCAAACAUGUGGAGGAGAACGAGAUCCUGUACACCAUGAGCUACAACCCCUCCUACUGCUGGAUCCUUGUCCUGACACUGGGCCCCUUCUUCACACAAACACACCGGGACCCGCAGCGAGUUCCCAAGACCAUCACACAACUAUAUUGCUACUUUAUUUACAACAUCCUUAAAAACCAUGGCCGUGAGAUUGAGAGUCUCCGUGAGGUGUUACUGAGGGUUGGUCAGAUGGCCUUCACUGGAGUGGCUGAGAAGAACAUUGUGUUCACAGAUGAAGAUUUGAUCAAAUACAAUCUGCAGCCUUCUCAGUUCCUGUCCGGGUUCCUGAUGGAACUUUUGGAGAGAGAGGAUUCAGCCCGGAGCGUGGUGUACACCUUCCCGCACCUCACCAUCCAAGAGUUUGUAGCCGCACUUGCACAAUUCAUGACUCCACAUCGCGGGGAUAUCACGACACUCCUCAUUGAAGCCCAUGGCAUGACAGACGGGCGAUUUGAAGUAUUUCUCCGUUUUGUCGCUGGUCUCUCCUCCCCACGGGCAGCUUGGAUCCUGGAGGAGUUUCUGGGUAAAUUCCCUAAUCAAACAAUCUGCCGAGUGAGUGACUGGGUGAAGGAGGAGGUUAAACGUCAGAUUAGAAAUACAGGCAGUGAGUUUGGUAAAAGGAGGCUCCUGAACACGAUGCACUACCUGUUUGAGUCUCAGAGUCCUAUACUGGCUCAGCAGACACUGGGAUCUGUGGAAAAACUUUCAUUCAGUGGACUGGGACUGACCCCGAUUGACUGUGCGGUCCUGUCUCAUGCCAUCAGGCUCUGUGAUACAAUCAAACAUCUAGAUCUGGAGAGCUGCCACAUUCAGUGUGAAGGUCUCCAGCGGCUCGGACCGGCUCUGCACAAUUGUCAGUGCUUGAGACUGGGAGACAACGACCUGGGAGCUUCCGGUGUGAAACUGGUGUCUGUGGCUCUGAGGAACCCGGACUGUAAAAUACAGAGACUGGAGCUGCAACGUGUCGGUCUCACAGAUUCUGGAGCCGAGGAUCUCGCCUCCGCACUCAGUACAAACCCCUCACUGAAGGGGCUGUACCUGAGUGGGAAUAAACUGGGAAAUUCCGGAGUGAAACUGGUGUCUGCGGCUCUGAGGAACCCGGACUGUAAAAUACAGAUACUGGGGCUGGACGGUGUCGGUCUCACAGAUUCUGGAGCCGAGGAUCUCGUCUCCACUCUCAGUACAAAGCCCUCACUGACGGAUCUGUACCUGACACACAACUUCCUCACAGACCGAUGUGUCCCCGCUCUCCGCCGCCUCAUACUGAACCUCCCGAGACUAGAGCAGAUCAACCUGAGGGCGAAUAAGUUCGAUGCGAUCGGGGAAAAGGAACUGAGGUCGCUGCAGGAAUGCAGACCCGGACUGAGACUGGACGUGUGAACAUCUCUGGGUGUAAACGUCACCGCCCUGUGGACCGGAAUAUUGUUGGCCGAUUCCCCGCCCUCCCCUUUAAACGGCCGCCCUCCCCUUUAAACCCCAACGCUUCCCGGGCCGGCCGGGCGGUGACAUCAGAGGCGACCCUGCCCGCUGUCACGUGACCCGAGUACGCGCUGCUGCUGUUGAUGCC